AUGACAAAAAAUAAGAACAUUACUUAUUCUUAUUAUUUGCUCGUGCUAGCCCCACUGGUUCGGUCGUUCCUUUGCUGGUUUCCCCAGAGUAGUCCUUCCGCUGCAGAGUAUACUACUUCGGCGUAUGCCGAACCUAAUAGUAAUACGGUGGUUGUCAGUGAUCGACAAUUUCAUCCUCGCCCCCAUGUGUUAUGGCUGGUAAAUAAUCGGAAUACAAUCCUCUCCCCUCCAGGCCAGCAGCCCCAUCAACGAGAAAGCGAACAGCGAGAAAAACGCCAUCAUGCCAAACACCCACCCGGGCCCAACGCGCGCCUCCCACGGGUCAAUGAAGAAUGGGAUCGCAAUCCCCAGGAUCAGACGGAAGAAGUUCAGCACUGUCGUAACCUCCGCCGCGUGCCCCGUAAAGCACUCGGCCACGUAGUUGAUCGUCACCGGCACCAGGGCGAUCUCGCAGAAGCUGAUGAGGAAAAGCGCCAGCGCGAGAACCAUAUAAUGCAGAUGGGUGUUCACUCCCACGGCCCAGCCGAACGCGAUCAAGAGGAAGGUCCCCGCCAGAAGAGUCACCGGGCAGAUCGCGAUGAGAAACGCCGCGAAGGGCGAGUUUCCGCCCUGUCGUGGCGCGACCCUGGUACCAGGGAAAAAGGUGGCCACCCGGUUCAUGAGCCAACUUCGGGGCAGAUCAUGCUGUUCUUUCCCAUCCCGCGAAAAGGACGUCUCCUCGAGGAAGAGAAAGACGAGGAUGACUACAAGGCCUUCCACUCCUACCGUCCACCAGAACACGACGGGCCAUGGAGCCGAUUUCACAAUGAAUCCGCCCACAGCAGGCCCGACUUGCGUACCGAAGAGCGUGCACAGUGUAUAGCAUGCAAACGCCUUGCCUCGUUGGUGCAGAAAGAACAUGUCAAGCACUAUCCCAGCGCCGAUCGUAGAGGCUACAGAUCCAAACGUGCCCCCGAGCCAUCUGGAGAUAACAAAGAUGACGUAGUCAUCACUCCCCGUCAUGCAAGCCGACCAGAUACCGCAGGCCAGGGUCCCUAG
Molecule: messenger RNA, 1038 nt
Organism: Rasamsonia emersonii CBS 393.64
Lineage: Eukaryota; Fungi; Ascomycota; Eurotiomycetes; Eurotiales; Trichocomaceae
Exons: 4
Coding region: 1-1038 (345 amino acids)
Source: RefSeq, a predicted model, not a curated record